CAGUGUUGGAGUUGAGUACUUUUCUCUGACUCUGCCGCUAUGAGUAAAUUCGAUCACAUUGUGGUUGGAUCAGGGAUUGUUGGAUCGUGGACAGCUCUGUGUUUAAAAAGAUUGGGCAAAAAUGUUCUGCUUGUGGAUCAGUUCGCAGAGCCCAACAGCCGUGGCAGCUCUCAUGGACAAAGUCGUAUUAUCCGCACGAGUUAUGCUGAGAAAUUUUUCGGCGAUCUGAUGCCUUACGCCAUCAAAAUGUGGAAACAGUUGGAAACGGAGACGGGGAAGGAGCUCAUGUUGAAAGCUAGGUACCUGGCCGUGUGCUGCGAAUCCGAUAACAGCUCCUACAACGAAGCCUACAAGAAAAUGCGUACGCUGUUCCCGGAACAUCUGGACGACCUGAGACCGGGGCAGGUGAACAGCCGAUUCCCCGAGACCCUCAAGUACAACGACACCACGAGAGCGUUCAUCGACAAGAGCGGGGGAGUCAUCCUGGCUAUCAAAGCUCUCCUGGCCAUUCAGAGUUUAUACCGCGAGAAGGGAGGAGUUAUGUGGGAGAACUGUGAAGUAGUCAAGAUCAUACCGGAAGGCAGCAACAGCGUGAAACUCAUAACCCAGAAAGGAGACGUACACGCAAAGUCUGUGGUCGUCUGUGCAGGACCCUGGACUAAGAAACUGUUGACACCAGACAUCAUACCCUCCCUACCUCUUCAGCCAGUUUUGGUGCCCGUGUAUUACUGGAAAGAGAAGAAAAAAGGAGCGUACAGUGUGUCUUCAGGUUUUCCAUCUUUCAUGGAUUUUGAUGAACCGAACGUUUUUGCUUUGCCACAGCUUGAGUAUCCAGGGCUAGUAAAAAUAGCCAUUCACAGAGGCGUUCCUUGCGACCCCGACGAAAGAGACAAGACGCCACUGAGCAAGGAAAGGGAGGACUAUCUGAAGCAGUACAUCAAGGAUCAUUUCCCGCUCGCUGAGCCGGAACCCUCCAUCAUCGAACGCUGCAUGUACACAAUGACACCAGACGAAGUUUUCAUCUUGGACCAUGCGCCUAAGCAUAAAAAUAUUGUUAUUGGAGCUGGAUUUUCUGGUACGGGUUUCAAAACUGCUCCCGUCGUCGGCAGAAUCCUGAGCGAGCUGGCCAUUGGAAUCACUCCUUUUCUGAACAUAUCAGUUUUCCGUUUGUCACGAUUCAACAAACAAGGGGAAGGAGAUGGAGAUAUGGCGGUUGAGGAAAAUUUUGAACUAUCUUUCAAAAACCUGAAUUGAAGAAAUGAAAGUGAAGUGAAGAAACAGAUGAAAUAAGCGUUGUUUCUUGACACGGAUGAGAAAUAUUUUUAAAGACUUUUGAUGAAAAUAGAUUUUACAUAGUUUUACAAACAAUCAAUGAACUGGCAAUAAUUUUCCACAAUGUUUUAAUGACGAUGAGCACAAGAAUGUUGUCUGACUGAAGAUAAUUACCUCCAAUUGUUUCGACGUAUUUUAUAUGUACAAAAUUUUAAUUAUUCAAAUAAAAUUUUACUUUGUG
This is a messenger RNA of Uloborus diversus, 1513 nucleotides long. Its product is annotated as peroxisomal sarcosine oxidase-like. The coding region runs from base 40 to 1254 and encodes 404 amino acids. Gene Ontology annotation, molecular function: L-pipecolate oxidase activity; flavin adenine dinucleotide binding; sarcosine oxidase activity. The transcript has 8 exons. Gene Ontology annotation, cellular component: peroxisome. NCBI's taxonomy places the organism in Eukaryota, Metazoa, Arthropoda, Arachnida, Araneae, Uloboridae. The record is from RefSeq and is a predicted model, not a curated record.